UGUAGCCCAAUAGUUAAAGCCUGCCCGAUAAACAUUUAUAAUUUACAAGGGAAAUUUUCUAGGGUUUUGUCAUGGGCCUAUAUAUUAAUUGAAUAUAGAAGAAAUUAGGGUUUGCUGCUAUCUUCUUGUUUGUAAGCUCUCCACAAAGCUUCUACCGAAAAUGCCGAAGCAAAUUCAUGAGAUCAAGGACUUCCUUCUCACUGCCAGAAGGAAAGAUGCACGCUCUGUAAAAAUCAAGAAGAGCAGAGACGUUGUCAAGUUCAAAGUUCGCUGCUCAAAGUACUUGUAUACACUUUGUGUGUCCGAUGCUGAGAAGGCUGAUAAGUUGAAGCAGUCUCUUCCUCCAGGUUUGAGUGUCCAGGACCUGUGAAAAUAGGGCCGCUUCGAGUUUAUCAUCCAAUUACUAGGUGAUGAAAGCUAGAUUUUGACUUUGCUUUUAUCAUAUUUCAUGCCUUCCAAACUCAAAAUUUACUGUAAUGGAUUUGUAUUCUGGUUUUUUUUAUGGAUAUGAGUAAGGUCGAGUUACUUUUUAAUGGUUAAUGAAUGUGUUUUGCUUUUGGUUGUCC
This is a messenger RNA of Gossypium raimondii (Peruvian cotton), 566 nucleotides long. Its product is annotated as 60S ribosomal protein L38. Gene Ontology annotation, molecular function: structural constituent of ribosome. The record is from RefSeq and is a predicted model, not a curated record. The transcript has 3 exons. NCBI's taxonomy places the organism in Eukaryota, Viridiplantae, Streptophyta, Magnoliopsida, Malvales, Malvaceae. Gene Ontology annotation, cellular component: cytosolic large ribosomal subunit; ribosome. Gene Ontology annotation, biological process: protein-RNA complex assembly; translation. Bases 161 to 370 code for a protein of 69 amino acids.